AAUAUUCUCCGGCCAUUUUCCAUUUCCCUGGAGAGAGAGAGAUCUAGAGAGAGAAUUAAUGAGUUCAAUUAGAGAGAGAGUGUGUGUUUGUGAGUGAGUGGGAGAGGUAUCUGGUCUGGUGUAUAUAAAAGGAAGAGUUGCAGUGUGAGUUGUGGUAAGCAAAAAGAUAGGCAGAGGAGGAGGAGGAGGAGGAAGGAGGAGGAGGUGUAGGGAGCAACCGGAGCAACCUCGAAGCUAGUCCAAACUAGUGGGAGGUUGUCUUUCCGGCCGGCCGGAGCUGAGCUGAGCUAGCCUCGACGAUCGAGAUCCAGCCAGCAUCCAUAGCUAUCUAGCUGAGCCAAGCCAAGCCAGGCCAGGAGGAGGAAGAAGAAAGGAAGAGGAGACGAAGCUGAUCGAUGGCGAGAGGGAAGGUGCAGCUCCGGCGCAUCGAGAACCCGGUGCACCGGCAGGUGACCUUCUGCAAGCGCCGCGCCGGGCUCCUCAAGAAGGCCAGGGAGCUCUCCGUCCUCUGCGACGCCGACAUCGGCAUCAUCAUCUUCUCCGCCCACGGCAAGCUCUACGACCUCGCCACCACCGGAACCAUGGAGGAGCUGAUCGAGAGGUACAAGAGUGCAAGCUGCGAACAGCCCAACAACGGCUGCGGCGACCACAGAAUGGACCCGAAACAGGAGGCAAUGGUGCUCAAACAAGAAAUCAAUCUGUUGCAGAAGGGCCUGAGGUACAUCUAUGGGAACAGGGCAAAUGAGCACAUGACUGUUGAAGAGCUGAAUGCCCUAGAGAGGUACUUAGAGAUAUGGAUGUACAACAUCCGCUCCGCAAAGAUGCAGAUAAUGAUCCAAGAGAUCCAAGCACUAAAGAGCAAGGAAGGCAUGUUGAAAGCUGCUAACGAAAUUCUCCAAGAGAAGAUAGUAGAACAGAAUGGUCUGAUCGAUGUAGGCAGGAUGGUAGCAGAUCAACAGAAUGGGCAUUUUAGUACAGUCCCACUGAUAGAAGAGAUCACUAACCCACUGACUAUACUGAGUGGCUAUUCUACUUGUAGGGGCUCAGAGAUGGGCUAUUCCUUCUAACAGUAAUAAUGUCCUGGGGGAUACUUGUGUUCAUUAUUAAUGUGUAAUAUGGUUAAUAAUGCUUGUGUUGCUGUUUGUUCUGCUACUCUGAUGUAACUUAUUUAGGCAAGUCCCCCCAGGAAUGUCUUUUAGUAUUGUAUUGGUCUUGUGAUGCUUUAUUUUCCCUAAAGAACUCUUGAAGAGCUCUGUUGUCAAAUCAUUUUAAGUAACUGAGACUGUUGUUUCUUGGAA
Molecule: messenger RNA, 1298 nt
Organism: Oryza brachyantha (malo sina)
Lineage: Eukaryota; Viridiplantae; Streptophyta; Magnoliopsida; Poales; Poaceae
Product: MADS-box transcription factor 26
Exons: 7
Coding region: 396-1067 (223 amino acids)
Biological process (GO): positive regulation of transcription by RNA polymerase II
Cellular component (GO): nucleus
Molecular function (GO): protein dimerization activity; RNA polymerase II cis-regulatory region sequence-specific DNA binding; DNA-binding transcription factor activity, RNA polymerase II-specific
Source: RefSeq, a predicted model, not a curated record